Daldinia caldariorum is the source of this 982-nucleotide messenger RNA. RefSeq lists its product as uncharacterized. Lineage: Eukaryota; Fungi; Ascomycota; Sordariomycetes; Xylariales; Hypoxylaceae. Bases 116 to 982 code for a protein of 288 amino acids. The record is from RefSeq and is a predicted model, not a curated record. The transcript has a single exon.
CAUGCUUCUGUUAUCUAUUAACGUGUAUUUAAACCUGCGAUGAUUCCUCUGUGUCAAGUUGUGAAAUAUAGUAGUUAAAUGCCGUGGCUGUUGCUCCGUUAUUCUACAUACCGCUAUGGAGGGUAUAAACCAAGCCGAUCUAUUCUCUACCAUAUUCAAGUUCCAAAAGACGCUUGACACGAUCCCAGACUCUCUUUCAGACUUACUCGCGUCUUAUUCUGGUAUUCCUAAAGAUGACCAGCUUAAUCACAUCAUAAACGUACGAGACGGGGCAUAUGACGUUUACCCCUAUCCGUGCUUGGGAGGCUUCCUGUUUCUUAAAUUCAACCUUUCCUCGCACCCUUCGUAUCAGGACCACGUCUUGACCCCGCUGAGGCAGAAGUCCCCGGAAGAUACAGAUGAGCCCCUAUUUCUGGAUUUGGGAACUUGUUUCGGCCAAGAUCUCCGCAAGCUUGUCUACGACGGUGCGCCGGAAGAACGGGUUUGGGCCAGCGAUAUCGACCCAGAGUUUAUCAAGCUUGGGUUUAAACUGUUCAACGACGCCGAGAAAUUCCCAAAGGACCAUUUCCUCUGUCCUGGGGACUUGUUGUCGAAGACGUCUGAGGACCGACUCGGAGUCUUAGAUGACAAGGUUACCAUCAUACACGCAUCUCAUGUAUUUCAUUUGUUCGGUCUUGAAGAACAAAAGAUUGCGAUCGAUCGCUGCUUAAGACUUCUGAAGAAGGAUACCGGAAAGCCGGUGCUAGUGAUAGGAAUUCAGGGCGGAUGCACUAUUCCCACCGCCGCCCUUCAUACAUGCACUCCCAAGUAUAUUCACAACGAGCAGAGCUGGCAAGAAUUAUGGCACGAAGUACGCGAGAGUGACGUAUGGAGAGAUAGGAUCAGGAUGUUAGAAGUAAAAUCGGAGUUGCAAAAGCUUGGAGUUGAGCCUGGGACGGAGUUGGCUUGGCAGAUAUUCGAGGUCUGGGUCGCUUUCACGUAG